GCGCAUUUUCCGGACUGCGAAGCUAAUGUCUAACGGACGAAGGAAACUUGACUAGCUUCCUGUUACAUGACACUUUUCCUUUGAGCACGAAGAGGUCUGAGUGAAGGCUGAAAGAUGGUCUGAUGGACCGCCGCUUCUUCCUGACCUUCCUCUUCUGCUCAGUGUCGUGGAUAUUCUUCUGGGAGGUACGCUGGAAGAAAGGAAAAGAGAGUCAGAUUCAGGAAUGGCUCCAAGGACAUAGCCUCUCUCAAUACAGGCACUUAUUUGAAGAUGUACAGACACUGGAGGAACUGAGUCUGAGUGUACUGAGUCGCCUGGAAGAGGUGGUGAAGGAACAGCAGCGCUGGAGGGAAAUUGCAGAGGCCCACAUCCAGCUGCUGCGAGACUUUGCCUUCCAGGAGUGGCUUUGCUCUCAGAACCUGGAGCACUAUUACCAUACACUGAAGACCUUGGGUUGCAUGAAUCUGGAUGAUCUGUCCCUUUUUGACAGUCAACUGCAGCUGUCUUUAGCUGCCUGGGGCUACUACUACGAAGACUACAUUAAGUUGUCCACAGGCAUCAAGAUCCUCCAGACUUCUAGGGGGAGUCGAGACCAGGACUACGAGAUCCGGCUGGUGCACAGCCUUGCUGAGAGGCGUCUGAAUGAGAAGUGGUCAAUUGCGGGAGCGCUCAUAUUUGGCUGUACUGUGGCACUGUGCUUCUUGAUAAGGGACCUCAUGUUUUACGUGAUUGGUGGAAUUACUGUUUCCAUCAUAGCGUUCGUCUUUACCAUCAAGUUCCUCUGUGAGCUUGCAGCGAGGGUUGUCAGCUUCCUGCAGAAUGAGGAUCCAGGUCGACGCGGUGACCGCAGCAUCUACGACUAUGUCCGGGGCAACUACCUGGACCCACGCUCCUGCAAGGUGUCAUGGGACUGGAAGGAACCGCAGGAAGUUGGGCAGACUAUGAGCUUCAGAGUCCAGCUGUUCUAUAAGAAUGGCCAACCUUUCCCGGCCCAUCGACCUGUGGGACUGAGGGUCAACAUCACCCACAUCGAAUUGGCUCUGGACAUCCCUGUUACACAGGAGGUUCUGCAAGAACCAGAGUCCAAUGUAGUCAAAGUAGCCUUCACAGUGCGCAAGGCUGGACGCUAUGAGGUUGCUGUCAAGCUGGGCGGCCUCAAUGUAGCCUACAGCCCUUAUUAUAAGAUAUUCCAGCCAGGUACAGUUGUCCCAUCCAAAACCAAGAUAGCCUACCAUUUCUCCACCCUGGUGCUAAUAAAUGGCCAGCAGCACACUUUGCAGAUUGAACCCAGGGAUGAGUAUGGAAACCCCACCAGCAACUCCACAUCUCUCACAGAUGAAGCCAACUACAGCGUCCAUGUGCACUCUCUGGGCACAGUGGAUGAUGACAGUUUGGAGGAGUACUACAGUAAGUCAGUUUCACUCAAUAAACAGCAGUGCCAGGUUCUGCUGAGACUGACCCUGAGGAAAACAGGCUGUUUCAGGGCCCGCAUCUCCUACAAGGACCAGCCGCUCAGCAACGGGGAAUUUGACAUAAUUGUUCUCAGUGAGAAUGAGAAAGCCUGUGUGGAGAAGAAUGUGUCCACUCCAGGCAUAAGUAUCUACUUUGAGGCAUACCUGUACAGCAGUGGGAACUACAGCAGUUCGUCGUGGCAGUUACCAGCCUCCUCUUUGCUGGCUCCCCAGCGGAGGCCCUCUAUGGGAGAAGAGGAGGAUGAGCAUGACUCUCCUGUGGAGGGACAACCUGAGAAGGUCAAGAAACCAAAAAAGGUCUACUGUUACAUAUCGCCAAAGCAACUAUCCGUGAAGGAGUUCUACCUGAAAAUAAUUCCGUGGCGCCUUUUCACCUUUCGAGUAUGUCCAGGAACAAAGUUUACCUAUUAUGGUCCUGAUCCGAUUCACAAGUAUCUAACUCUAGUGGUGGAUGAUGGGAUACAGCCUCCUGUGGAGCUCAGCUGCAAAGACAGGAACAUCAUGGCUGCCACCUUCAUUCGCUUCCUGCACAAGAACAUUGGUGGCUCUGAAACGUUCCAAGACAAGGUGAACUUCUUUCAGCGUGAACUCAGACACAUCCACUCCAAGAGACCUCGCACCAAGACCUGCCUAAAAAUCACUCGACACUCCAUUCUCGAUUCAUCCCUGAAGGCUACAAGGAACUUCUCAGUGUCAGACUGGAGUAAGAACUUUGAGGUUGUGUUUCAGGAUGAGGAAGCUUUGGACUGGGGCGGGCCUCGCAGGGAGUGGUUUGAGCUGAUUUGCAAGACCCUCUUUGACACUUCCAACCAGCUGUUCACGCGCUUCAGCGACAACAACCAGGGUCUUGUGCACCCAAAUGCUGACAGGCCGCCCCACCUGCGUCUGAAGAUGUACGAGUUUGCGGGCCGUGUGGUAGGGAAGUGCCUGUAUGAGUCUGCCCUGGGUGGGGCCUACAAACAGCUGGUCCGAGCUCGCUUUACACGUUCCUUCUUGGCACAGAUCAUUGGCCUAAGGAUGAACUACAAGUACUUUGAGACUGACGACCAGGAGUUCUACAAAACUAAAGUCUGCUUCAUCCUAAACAAUGACGUGAGUGAAAUGGACCUGGUGUUUGCCGAGGAGAAGUACAGCAAGUCAGGACAGCUGGAGAAGGUGGUAGAGCUGAUAUCAGGGGGAGCUCAGAUCGCUGUCACCAAUGAAAACAAGAUGCAUUAUCUCAACCUGCUGGCACAGUACAGACUGGCCAGCCAGGUGAGAGAUGAGGUGGAACACUUCCUGAAAGGUUUGAACGAACUGGUUCCAGAAAACCUGCUAGCCAUAUUUGAUGAGAAUGAGUUGGAGCUGUUGAUGUGUGGCACCGGUGAUAUAAAUGUGCAGGACUUCAAGGCUCACGCCGUGAUUGUCGGAGGAUCAUGGCACUUCAGAGAGAAAGUGAUGAAGUGGUUCUGGGCUGUGGUGUCCAGCUUCACCCAGGAGGAGCUGGCGCGUCUGCUGCAGUUCACCACAGGCUCCUCUCAGCUUCCACCUGGGGGAUUCAACACUCUUUGCCCCUCCUUCCAGAUCAUUGCCGCCCCCACACACAGCACCUUGCCCACUGCACACACCUGUUUUAACCAGCUGUGCCUCCCUACCUACGACUCCUAUGAGGAGCUGCACAAGAUGCUGAAGCUGGCCAUCAGUGAGGGCAGUGAAGGCUUCGGCAUGCUCUAACUGCUCCAUCACUGACACUGUGGUUCCACUCGCACAAGAGGAGACCAGCACCGGCCUCUUCAGCGCACCAGUUCCUUGCAUUCAUCUGCAUUUAACAGUUGGGCCCAGACUCCCUAUAAGUACUCUCUCUCAGGAUGAGAGGGCAUUACAGGAAGUUGAGAAGGCUGAAUUGGAAUCAGGACUUGAUCAUAUGAACUAUAGUACUACUGUAUAUAUAAUAAAAUAUCUCGUUUUUGUAAAAAAAAAAAAAGAAAAAAAGAAAAAAAAGAAGAAAAAAAAGGAGACUACGGACUGCUGGAAAAGGUGAGGUUUGGGCUAAUUUUAUUUCUUAAAGCUAAAAGUUUGCUAAGUUUUAUAUGUUUGAAAGACACAGGAUGCUAGAGCAAAGGCCUUGAGUAUUACUGUAUAAUCGCUUAUUUUGCAAUUUGCAAACUGAGGAACACUUAAGUGCAACAGCAGCCUACAUGUGAUGUGGGUGACAUGCAUCUACAGCACUUUGGCCUUAAUCGAUCAGGGACUGAUGUUUGUAUGUAAAUAUCUAAUAUCACUCUUUUAUUUCAAUACUUGUACAUACUAGUGUGUAUACAUACCUUUUCAUCUUGUUACUUUUUGAUUUGAUGUUCAAUGAGAGGGGAUUUCUUUAUUGUUGCACGUUUUGAUGGGUUGAGAGUUUAUAUAAUUUCUAUAAGCUUUUUUGUUUUCUGGUAGAGAUGAAUGGGUUUUAAAAAGAAGCCAAGUAAUUUCUAUUGUUUGUACAUGUUUUUAACUUAUUGUGUCUUGAAAAAAUAUUUGUGUUGACCCAUACUGUUGAAGCUGUUUAUCUGGAGCGGUAAAUGAUUUUGUUGUUUUAUAA
Molecule: messenger RNA, 4038 nt
Organism: Seriola dumerili (greater amberjack)
Lineage: Eukaryota; Metazoa; Chordata; Actinopteri; Carangiformes; Carangidae
Gene: arel1
Product: apoptosis resistant E3 ubiquitin protein ligase 1
Exons: 22
Coding region: 123-3185 (1020 amino acids)
Biological process (GO): proteasome-mediated ubiquitin-dependent protein catabolic process; protein polyubiquitination; negative regulation of apoptotic process
Molecular function (GO): ubiquitin-protein transferase activity
Source: RefSeq, a predicted model, not a curated record